Penicillium digitatum Pd1 is the source of this 276-nucleotide messenger RNA. The record is from RefSeq and is a predicted model, not a curated record. NCBI's taxonomy places the organism in Eukaryota, Fungi, Ascomycota, Eurotiomycetes, Eurotiales, Aspergillaceae.
AUGCCUCUACCCACUGCUGUGUGCCUCAAAGCUAAUUACUUUUAUCUCGGAAUCGCAGGAGGUCGUACCGCCUGGUCUAGCACCGUCACCGUUCAGGGCCAGAAUAUCGCCGCCCGUUACUGGUAUGACGGUCAGUUUAUCAACAAUGCCAAAGAGGACGCCGCCGAGGUUGCUCUCAAGACUCUAAACCAGCAGCCCCGGGCUGCUACUGUCUACCAGGGUCAGCUGUUCCCACAGGCAACGUCCGGCUAUGGCCGCGGAGCUGGCGGAUUCUGA